Molecule: messenger RNA, 426 nt
Organism: Symbiodinium sp. CCMP2456
Lineage: Eukaryota; Dinophyceae; Suessiales; Symbiodiniaceae
Source: the annotation of a GenBank genome assembly
AUGCUCUUGGAACUCCAGUCUCAGAUCGCAUUUAUAUUCGUAUAUGAAGCCGACUUCCCAUCCUGUGAAGCCGCCUGUGGCCAAUCACCAGCCCUUGUGCACAGCUGCCUGCGCUUUCGAGGCAGGGACUGCUGCCACCCCGUGCCCACAGCUUCGGCUUCAACAUGGAGGGCGUUUUCACUCCAAAGGCUUUUUUCAGAGGCAGACUUCCACGUGGAUCAGAACUGUGAAGGUCGAUGCCGCAUUAAUCGUUUCCCUUCCAAUGUCAUUGCCCCAGAGGCUGUACACCUGCUCUGCCAUGCAGCGACUACACAUCCAAGCUUGCCACGAAAGAUGAAAGCAGACUCGAUUCUGCAUGGCGAGGAUUGCUUUGGCCUUGGAUGGCACCGUGCCCGAUCGCCAUCAGUGUGCAUUUCAGCAUUUUAG